AUGGAUAACGAAUGUGCGGACCCAGGUGCUUGCCUGAUAGAGCGCAAGCCGAAACGUAACAAUAACGUUGGUGUGUCUUCAACCAAUCCGGUCGCCACUCCAAAAAAUGCACCUCAUGGAGACGAGCACUUGCGAAAAAUAUUUAUCGGAGGAUUAUCCACCCAGACGACCGUGGAAACAUUACGUGAGUUUUUCCGGCAGUUCGGUGCCGUUGCAGAUGCCGUAGUGAUGCGAGAUCCGACAACCAAUCAUUCUCGGGGCUUUGGUUUCGUCACCUUCGUAGACGGAAAGUCCGUAGAAAAUGUCCAGCGGGCCCAGCCACAUAUCAUCGACAACAAAACCGUGGAGACCAAACGCGCCCUGCCCCGUCAAGAUUUUGUGAAAAUAGGAGGAGGUGCUACCAAUAUCGCUGCUGGAAUGGGUGGCGUCAAGUCGAACAAGAUCUUUCUGGGCGGAUUGAAGGACUGCCACGAUGAGAACUCCAUUCGGGAGUACUUUUCACAAUUUGGAGGAGUCGCCAGCGUGAAAUUGCUGCUGGACAAGGAUACUGGACGCAAGCGGGGAUUUGGGUUCCUCGAGUUUGAGGAUUUCGCUAGUGCUGAGAGAGCUCUGGUUCAAGGCAAACAUACGAUUAAUAUGACCACGGUGGAGGUGAAGAAGUCCACCCAGAAAGCAGAUCCUGGCAAGCGUCUUCGUUUCCCCGUGGGCGGAGCAGCUCGCGCCGGCUAUAUUCCGCCGCAACCGGCAUCGCUAGAUAGCUACAACUAUAGCAGCACCACCUACAAUCCGUAUCUGGCGCAGACCGUCCUGCCGCCAUCGGCCUUCAUCAACGGCUGGGCCUCGUAUGUGACUCCGGAAAUUCCGCAACCGACCAACACCUUGGUCUACGCCGCCAAGAAUGUUUAUCAGGCUCCGCUACAGCCGCAUCUCGGGUACGCCAGUUACCCGGCGGAGACUUGGUCCGCCUACCAGAAGUAUGCCAAUCAGGAGUGGAUUCCGAGCAAUGUGGUUGAAUGGCCACCGAAGGCCGGGCACAAACACGCCCAGACCUCGACCAACGAAACCCCGGAACCCAAGUCCGAUCCCGGUGCCAGGGGCGAUGCAGAUGGGGCUGGAACUGUGGUGGCACCAGCCGUCUCCACUGGAGCAACCAAGAAAUGGCCCACUGAUGACUAUAAGGUCUUCAAGCCGGCCCAGCGGCACAACUCGAAAGUGGGAAACGGAGGCACCACGCCCGCCUACGGUACGAUAUAUAGUUUGGUGUGUCGAUUAUUGUCCAAGCCAAAGAACUAAACUGACUAAACUGACUGGACCACUAUAUAAAAUUCUAAGAACAUUCAAAAUUUUAAAGCAAAAAAAAUAAUUUGAUUUUAAAGUCAACUACUUUGACAAAUUUUAAGUUAAUUUUCGUUUAAAAGAGCAAAGAUAAGAUCUUAAAAAAA
This is a messenger RNA of Drosophila bipectinata, 1442 nucleotides long. RefSeq names its product RNA-binding protein 4 (gene Rbp4). The record is from RefSeq and is a predicted model, not a curated record. Gene Ontology annotation, molecular function: mRNA binding. Lineage: Eukaryota; Metazoa; Arthropoda; Insecta; Diptera; Drosophilidae. Gene Ontology annotation, cellular component: cytoplasm. Gene Ontology annotation, biological process: regulation of translation.